GUAAAUAUAAUGCUAAGAGUCAAACAACCGCAAAUUCAAAGGGAUCUUUUUCAGGUUGUCGCGAACUUUUUAACUUACUUAAGAAAUCAUGCUAAACCGAGGUUCAUUAAGCCAUCGAAUUUAUAAUGAUGGCCAGAUUUGAAAUUUGGUUUGGACAAUAUCUUGAACUGUUGCUAUCUACGUAAAUUAUAUAACACUUGUGUCACAUAAUUCCGAUGAAAUUCCUCAUAAUAUACUUGAACACGCAUUAAGCAAAAAUGGAUUUUGAAACAAUUGCAAGCCAAAUCAUCCACAGAAGGAAGUCUUCGAGGCUAAAACCUUGGCAGAAACUGAAAUCAAAAGUUAUCGUCAAUGUGUUUGAGAAAGUUAGAUCGAAAUAUGACUCGGUUAUGUUUGGAAAGUUUUCCGAGCUGCCGAGAAUGAACAGCAAAUCAAUUCGAGUCUUCAUAAGUUCCACAUUUUCGGAUCUAAACCUAGAACGUAAUGUGCUGAUGAAGCAUGUCUAUCCAAAACUAAAGGCGUAUUGUCGUGAGAAGUAUGGGUUCGAUUUUUAUGCUAUCGAUAUGCGCUGGGGUGUGCCAAAUGUCAGUCAGCUAGAUCACCUCGGUCCGCAAACGUGUUAUGAUGAAGUUGAACACUGUAAAUCUGUUUCAGUUGGCCCACCGUUUCUUACAGUACUUGGUCAGCGUUAUGGAGAAUACGAGAUUCCAUUUAAAAUUGAUGCAUAUGAAAUGGAACUUAUCAAGGAAUGGUCCAGAAAAUUACCUGAUGUGUCAAGUGAAUGUUCUAACGCUUUGGAUGAAUGGUAUUUACGCGAUAAAAACGAUAUAAAUCAAGCUUACCAGUUGAAACCUGUAGUGGAAUCGUUUCAGCUAGUAGACAAUAAUAUCGUACAAAAAGCUAAACAACGAUGGUAUGAAUGCCGUAAAAUUAUGCAAGCUGGAAUAAGCAAAAUAAUUCCAGUUCUGACAGAAAAAGGACUAAUAACAAAGCAAGAUGCAAGAAAAUAUGCAAUUUCAGUCACUGAACAUGAAAUCGUAUUAGGAAUAUUGAAUGCAGACGAUACAAUUAAGCGUAGAUGUGCAGCGUUUACACGAACUAUCAAAGAAUUCGAUCAAGUUAUACAAAGUAAAAACGCAGAAAAAUUUCUGGAUUUAAAUCACGACGGCACACUAGAUGAAACACGUUAUGAGCAAAUUAAUGAUUUAAGAAAUAUAACUUUAGCUGCUGUAUUAAAGGAAAAUAAUAUACGUACCUAUGAAAUACCAUGGAAUGUAAUUGAAAAUAAUGGCCUAGAACGUUCAUUAUAUUUACGAAAGUUUAGUAUGGAUUUUGAAACCAAAACAAUUGCUUUAAUUGAUAAAGCAGUAUCAGAAAUGUCAAACUUUGAAAAUGAUGACUUAUAUGUUGAAGUAUUACAGCAUUUAACACAAUGUGUUGAAUUUGUUAAAGAAUUUCAUGGUCGUUCCAAUGUAUUAGAAAUCGUCAAAAACUAUAUUCAAUCAGACUCUUCAGGUCCAUUUGUACUUUACGGUCAGUCUGGUAGUGGUAAAACCUCAGUAAUGGCCAAACUUGCAGUAUCAGUUAGAGAGUGGAUUGAUGAAAUAAUUGAUUCUACAAAAAAUAAUAAUAGUAAUAAUAAUAGCCAUAUACGAUCUCGAUCAAAACAUUCAAAAAGUGAUAAAGUAAAUAUGGAGGAAAAAGAAGUAGUUUCAAGUGAUGCAACAUGUAAUGUUACACUUAAAAAUAAUAAUAAUCAUGACACUUCAGCUGUGACCCAUGAUUCUACUUCACCCCGUCACUUUCAGUCACCUAUCGUAAUAAUACGAUUUCUAGGAACAAGUCAUGGUACGUCAACAUUACGUCAGACACUGAAAUAUAUCUGUCGACAACUUGUUGCAAAUAUCAAUAGUAUUGGAAGUAUGAAUAAUGCUGAGUCGUUUACAUUUAUCGAUGCCGAAGUUAUUCGUGCACAAGAUGAUUUCCAGUCCAUUGUCAAUACAUUUUAUGAUCUCUUAAAUCAACUAUCAAGUAUGCAGACGUAUGUUGUACUAUUUCUUGAUGCUAUUGAUCAACUAGAACCUUCAGAUGGAGCAUACUUUCUUGGCUGGAUAAGGGUUCCUCUACCUAGAUAUAUUAAAUUGGUUAUCUCUACACUACCGGAUAUUGGUGGGAUAUUAGAUCACUUUCGAUCUAGCUUUCCAACUUCUUCUAUUUCAAAAAACUCAAACAAUUCAGAGGAGACUGUACCAAUUUUUUCAUUACAGCCAAAUUUUAUUGAAGUUGAAGUAUUGAAUGGUAUUAUGUGUGAACAACUAUUGAAAACUAGAUUGGAAUCUAGUGGAAGAUGCUUACAACCAUUUCAGUGGAAAUUGGUUCGAAGAGCAUUAUCACACUGUCACUUAACAUUAUUUGUUGUCCUUGUGGAACGUGUAGUCAGGGAAUGGAGGUCAUGGCAUCAACCUGAUUUUGUUUUAAAGAGGGCAAAUGAUCAAUCUGAACCAGGAGCAGUGUGUUCAGAGGAAGAAGUUCAAUUAGCACUUAAACAAUGGCCAAAUUUAGAAUUGGCUUUAACAGUUAGAGGAGCUAUUGUACAAUUUUUUGAAUCAUUGGAACAUACACAUGGAAAACUUUUGACAUCGCAUGCUAUCUCAUACAUUACUGCUUCACGUCGUGGUAUGAGUGAAGUAGAAAUUGUGGACUUACUAUCACUUGAUGAUGAAGUACUUCAAGAUGUUUUUCAACAUCACUUACCACCACAAGUUCGAGCUCCACCAUCUGUAUGGACUAGACUUCGAAGUGCAUUAGGAUCGAAUCUAGCUGAACGUGAAGCUGAUGGGAUAACAGUUUUAUUUUGGUAUCACCGUCAGUUUAUUGAAGCUGCCCAAGACUAUUAUCUAUCUGAUAUCAAUUACAGGCGAAAAAUUCAUUCAAAUAUAGCAGAUUAUUUUCUAGGCAAAUGGGCUGGUGUGAAAAAAACAUUUUAUUAUCCUAAAUAUCUUGCAGCGAAAUUGAAGUUACCACCAUCUAGUAAUGAGGACAGAAUGGUACCACCACAACCAUAUGUAUUUGAAGAGUCAAAAAUUGGUGGUAAAAAGAAAUUACGUUUAAAUCUAAGAAAAUUAAGUGAAUUACCAUGGCAUUUAUAUCAUUCAGGUCGGAUGGAUGAAUUCUACUCAGAGAUAAUGUUCAAUUAUGAGUUUUUAUACAAUAAACUUCGUGGUACUUCUAGAUCACAAUUGCUUGUGGACUUACAUCUCCCGAUACAAGCAUAUCGUAUAUAUCAAUCUGAACAAAUUCUUUCUUUGGAAAGUCAUUUACACCCUCUAUCUACACAGGAUCUUAGAACAAAAAUAGGUGGAUUAAAUUCAGCUCUAUUUAUCAAUUAUUCAUCAACGUCUUCAACCACUAACAAUGCCAAUAUUGAUAAAAGUGAUAAUUCAGUUCCUAUAAUUACACAAGAUCAUUUACAACCUCCACCACCAGAAGCUUUUAAAGUAUACAACUGUAUACGGAUUGCUGCUCUCAGCUUAGAUUAUCAACCAUCUAGUAUGCCGAUAGAUAUUUUAGGACGAUUAACGAAAAUCUAUGCACCUCAACCAAAUUUAUUUCGUGCACGUCAACGUUUAUCAACAUAUAUACCGUCAGGAUCACGUCGUAGUGUAUACAUGUUGAAUUCAAAGCGUGAAAUAUUCCAUAAACGUGGCAUAACAGAUAAAGAUAAAGACACUAACAGAUACAAGGAUCUACUAGAAAAACUUCUUAUUCAGUCAAGAAAUCUUGGUCGUAAACAGUGUGCUAUAUUACCACGUACAACUUGUUUUGAUUCUGGGAGUGGUUUACUGCAUACAACAUUUGAUAUUGGCUUAGGUAUUGGACGUUUAAUGUCAAAUAAUUUAAUUCUAUCCGUAGCGCUAAAUGGUAAAUCAGUUAGUUGGUAUGAUUUAGACGGUAAUUUAGUGAAAACAAUAAGUUUACCUGAAGUGAAUUUAUUCUCAAUGAAAUUUUUGCUAGCUUCGCAUAUUGCACCAGAUCCAAUAUCUAUAUGUGCUCUACCAAUCAUUAAAUCCCCAGAGAAUUUCAGCAAUAACAAUAACAUUCACUCUUCAGAAGAUCCAAAAACUAAAGAAAAUCGGUUACUGUCAAUUGCGAAAAUCGAUUAUUUCUCUGGUCGUGUAUCAACUAUAUCUACAUUAGAUGACCAAUGGUCUGAUAUAUUCAGUAUUUCUUCAUUGCUUGUGUUAACUGAUGAUUGGAUUGGAUCACUUAUAGAUACACAAUUAUACUUGGGUUAUUUACCCAAAAAACAAAUGAUCAUUAAUGAUUGUCGUCUUGACAGUCAAUCAUUUUAUCAUUCAAAUUUAAAAAAUAUCAUCAGUUUCACUUUAUCUAAUAUAGGUGUAUUCCUUAUCAGUACUGAUGAACACAGUGUUGUUGGCUUUCCAAUUAAUGAUAAUUCAACAGUUUAUAGUACAGUGAAACUACAAUCGAAUUUCAUUAUCUCAUUCUGUCAUACAACUUCUUCUGGGUGUGAAUUACACUUUUAUGAAAUAAUUCCAAUUGAAACGGAUAAUUUAAAAGAGGAUAACACAUAUUUCCUGAAUAGCAUAACGGAUGGUAGAGUUGACUUUCAAGGUUUGAAAUUAUAUCAGGGGUGUUUAAAAAAGAAAAUACCUUUAGAUGUAUCACAAUCCAAUAAACUUAUGGGUUGUUCAACACAUUUAAGUUAUUGUGAUCAUCUAGUAGCAUAUUUGUUCAAUAUUCGUCGUAAAACUGCUCAAGAUUUUGGUGUAAUAUGGGAUCAGAGAUAUGAGACAUGUGUUAACUUACAAUUACCAUUUAACGUUGAACAGGAUAAUUUAAGCAAAGAUGAAGUGAACUUAACUAAAGAAAUGCUUAAUUAUACCUAUACUUAUGGUAAAGGGGUCACAGCGAUAUUCAGCAAUGAAAAUGACCUUCUAUUCACCAAUGGAAAAGAAUGUUUCGUCUUAGUAUGGAGUACAAUGACUGGACAUAUUUUGAAGAUUAUAGCACAAGGUUGCGCAGAAGGCAUUCUAUGUGGUUUGUCAGUACCGAAUAUCGACGCCGAAGUAAAUAUGUCGACAACAACAACAACAUCAUCAAUAAAGAGUGUUACAAAUUCACCAAUGAGUGGUUCUGUUCUUGUUAUUUGUCAUUUUCCGGAUACAUCAGCACCACAAUACAGUGAAUCACCUGAUCAAGCAAUGUUUAUAAUGUGCAAAAUAUUCAACGUUAAAUCUUUACGUAAACCUGACAAACAUUUAGCUGUGUUAGGUAGUCAGCUAUUCGAUACUAGUGUUAUAGGCGAUGAUACUGAUACAAAUUUGAAUUUAGAAGAGAUUGCAACUGGCGGUCCAUUAGUCUUUCGUCCAGCCAAUAUGUCUAUUGAGUAUGUAUAUGAAGAUGCACUGCCAACGCUGGUUUUUGUAAAUCAUAGAAAAGAAGAACGCGAUGCUGUUGAUAAUUUAACAUUAUAUGAUUUAGAUGAAGAUUCUAGUAAUCCAAUUUAUUCUUGGUCUGAUAAUGAAGUCAAUGCAAAAUCAAUAGAGGCAUUUUUCACCACACAACAACUUGUAGACUGGGCUACGAAUACAAUUUGCAAAAAUAAUAACAAUAAUAAUAAUGAUAGUUUCAGUGACAACUGUGCUGGUAACAUGGAGAGAAUUUCUGUGUACUUGCAUACAACAGCUGCGAAAAUUAAAAUUUUAACAAUGUUUAAUGAUAGUCAAUUACUGGAUACUUAUACAUACUUAGAUCCAAAUAAUAUUGAAGAUUAUCUACCAAAUCUUUAUGUGCCUACAUCAACUGGUCAAAUUGGCAGUUUUGGUUUACUUCAACCAAAGUAUGGUAUGCUGACAUUGAUAAAACCGUCAUCAUUCAAUGAUAAAGAUGAUCCGUAUUUAUUAAUUAAAGUGUUAAUCUCCGUAUCAAACGACAAUAAUAAGCAUGAAUUUAAAAGUAUAUGGGGUGAAAAACCUCGAUUGAUAAAUUUAUCUGAAGCAUAUCAGUCAGUUAAAUUAGCUAGUACCUUGUUAUUAGAUAAACGUGAUCUACAGCCAAUAUCUUUAAAUUUAUUAACAUAUCGACCUAGUUAUCCAAAUCAUAUUAUUAUAGGUUUAAAUGAAUCUCAUAAAACAUUAUAUCCUGUUACUAGAUGUGAUGGAAGAAGAGUUGUCUGGUUAGGUGUUAUUCUAAUCGUUGAUUUAGGCUAUCCAUAUGAAGAUGGAAAGUGUUCAGUUAAUAACAUGGAUAAAUAUCCACAAAUUCUAUACACAACACUACUUGACUAUGGUCCACAAUUAACACUAUUUUCAGAUGGUGUUACAGCAAUUAAUUACCGACUGGUAGUCUACAAUAUUCUUACUGGAAAUCGAAAAUAUGAAAUAGAAAAUAGUGAAGUUGAUAAAUCCCUACAAAGAAUGAAUUCCGAUCAUUUUAGGUUGUUACAUGAAACUGUAAAUGAUAAUGAUGAAAGAACAGGAGAUGACGUAUGGAAUACUGACUUUGAUAAUGGAAAACUGACAACAGUUAAUAAAAUAGAAAAAUUCGUUGUAAAUAAAUUAUUACCAAAUGAAGAAAAUUAUUUUAUUCAAUCAGUUGUACUAGCAUCUAAUGGUAAACUACUCAUAGGCAAAAGACAUCAACCUGAACAGAAAAUCCAACUGGAUUUAGCUGAUGACUCAUUUUCUGAUAGUUCUGAUUCAAAUGAUUCAGACGGUGAUUAUGGUGCAUCACCAGCAAGAUGUUUGGUCGCUUUUGAAUUAUCAACAACACAAACCAUGCCAACACAGUUAUCUUCAUCUAUAAAUAUGAAUGAUACCCAGCUGAACCUUAUAACAGAAUACAUGUUUGAAAAUGAACCUUACAUGUUAUGGUUAUCUAAAGACAAGAGAACACUGAUUGCUGUUACGCCUAACGAAUAUUUACGAGGAUUCGAUAUAGGAUUAGAUCAAAGUGAAGAUUGUCCGGGAUUAAUGGAAUAUGUGAAUACACAAGAUCAACUGAAUGGAUCGAAGGAAAAUGAAGAGGAAAUAGACAGUGAUUUUGAAACACUGACUAGUGAGGAGAAGAAAAUGAAAAUGUUAGAUUACUUUGAAGAGACAGGGUUGACUGAAAUGAUGAAAACAGCUAUGCUCGAAGCUCUUGACAAAAGACCUCGUGAUCCUAUAAAGCAUAUUGCUGAAAGCCUUCUAAAACAACAUAACUCAUCGAAGAAAUAG
This is a messenger RNA of Trichobilharzia regenti, 7241 nucleotides long. The record is from the annotation of a GenBank genome assembly. NCBI's taxonomy places the organism in Eukaryota, Metazoa, Platyhelminthes, Trematoda, Strigeidida, Schistosomatidae.